Frieseomelitta varia is the source of this 817-nucleotide messenger RNA. RefSeq lists its product as uncharacterized. Bases 257 to 652 code for a protein of 131 amino acids. Gene Ontology annotation, cellular component: mitochondrial inner membrane. Gene Ontology annotation, biological process: mitochondrial respiratory chain complex IV assembly; mitochondrial respiratory chain complex I assembly. The transcript is spliced from 2 exons. NCBI's taxonomy places the organism in Eukaryota, Metazoa, Arthropoda, Insecta, Hymenoptera, Apidae. The record is from RefSeq and is a predicted model, not a curated record.
AAAUCCAGAGCCAUAAUUUGAUCACGUGACAAAAGCAUGUUUCACUAUUGUAUAUUUGUGAUAUUUAGAGUUGAUUAAUAACAUGUAGCUCAGCAUUAAUAGUGCCUAUUUUUCAUUUUAUUUUAACAGUAAUUAUUUUAACGAUAAUAAUAUAACAUAUGUAAGAACAUGGUUGAAUACUUAAAUAUCAAACAGUUCAGUAAAGUUAUUCUGAAUGUGUUCAUAGGAAAAUAUUUUCUUAAAUAUUAAUUUAAUAAUGAUAACAUUUAGGAAGGUACCUUAUGCUAAAAUAACAGCAGGAUUAUCCGCUUUUAUUGGUUGUGGAAUUUUAACUACAGAAAUUUACAUGCAUUAUUAUAUGCAACAGAAAAUUCGGGAAACAGUCACUUAUAAAAAAGCAUUGAGUAUAUUUUAUAACCAUGAGGAUGCCAUUAAAUAUUUAGGAAAACCAAUAAAAGAGGGAAAAAUAACACUUCCUGUGAAUAAAACCAAUAACAUUAAAACAUUUAAUGUCAAUGUAAAAGGAGCUAAUACUAAAGGAAAAUUACAUUUGGAAUAUCAAGUUCAUCCAGAUCAUCAAACUGAGAUAAAAAAGGUAGAAAUUAAAUUUAAUGAUACUCCUGAUAAAACACUUUUAAUUCAUGAAAUUUAGUGGAUAUAAUUAUGAAAUAUAUUGUUUUGUUCUGUUUUUCUCUUAUAUUUUUGUGGUAUUGUUUAAAAAUGUAUAAAAGUUUGUUACUAUAUAAGCUUCAAAGGAGAGUUGACAUGGUAACUUGAUUACCUUUAAUAUAUUAUCAAUAAAGAUGAUUAUAAUUUA